Lachancea fermentati is the source of this 1128-nucleotide messenger RNA. Lineage: Eukaryota; Fungi; Ascomycota; Saccharomycetes; Saccharomycetales; Saccharomycetaceae. The record is from the annotation of a GenBank genome assembly.
AUGCCUGUCAACUAUCCGUCCGAAUUUCAGGGAUUUGCGAUCACCGACCCUAAGGACUGGGCCAACCCAAAGCUCACGUCGUUCCAACCCAAGAAUUUUGAGGCUCACGACGUCGACAUCGAGGUCGAGUGCUGUGGUAUCUGUGCCUCUGAACUGUUUUCUUUGAAAAACGAGUGGAGCGACGCGCCACUCAAGUGUCUGUCGUCCGCAUACGGCCCCAAGUCGCAGGUUGUGGGCCACGAGGUCGUCGGUAAGGUCGUGGCUGUCGGGUCCGACGUCACACUGUGCAAGGUGGGUGACAGAGUCGGUCUUGGUGCCCAAUGCUUCUCGUGCAUGGAAUGCCCUCGUUGCAAGUCGGGCAACGAGCAGUACUGUCCAAAGGCCGUGGGUACCUACUGUGCGAAAUACGCAGAUGGCUACGUCUCACAAGGUGGUUACGCGUCCCACGUCAGAGCCCACGAGCACUUUUGCUUCCCCAUCCCCGCUGGUUUGCCAUCCGAGCUGGUGGCCCCAUUGCAAUGUGGUGGUCUCACAGUCUACUCUCCAAUCAAGAGAAACAUCCAGGGCGUGAAGGACCCAAAGGUCGCCGUGAUCGGUAUCGGUGGUCUGGGCCACAUGGCCAUCAUGAUCUCUAAGGCCCUGGGUGCCGAGGUCACCGCCAUCUCCAGGGGCUACUCCAAGAAGGAAGACGCAACCAAGAUGGGCGCCCACCACUUCAUCGCUACCAGCGAAGAAGGCUGGGAAAAUGGCCUGGCCGACACUUUCGACCUGAUCUUGAACUGUGCCUCGUCCACCACCGCCUUGGAUUUGGACAAGCUUUUGCCAUGUUUGAAAGUCAACAAAAACUUUGUUUCUGUGGGUCUUCCUCACAUUGGCGAGGUCUUCAAUGUGAGACCUUUCACAUUCUUCAGCAACGGUUGUUGCAUCGGCUCUUCCAAGCUAGGAAACAGAGAAGAGAUCAUCGAGUUGAUGAAGCUGGCCGUUGAACACAACUUUAGACCUUGGGUCGAGACAAUUAAAGUCUCCGAAGCUGGUGUUUCCGAGGGUUUGACCAGGCUAGAUAAGGGUGACGUAAGAUACAGAUUCACCUUGACUGGCUUCCACGAAUUCUUUGGAACUGGUAAAUAG